Messenger RNA from Fusarium vanettenii 77-13-4, 1629 nucleotides. RefSeq lists its product as uncharacterized. The record is from RefSeq and is a predicted model, not a curated record. Gene Ontology annotation, molecular function: carbohydrate:proton symporter activity. Gene Ontology annotation, biological process: transmembrane transport; carbohydrate transport. Gene Ontology annotation, cellular component: membrane. Lineage: Eukaryota; Fungi; Ascomycota; Sordariomycetes; Hypocreales; Nectriaceae. Bases 1 to 1629 code for a protein of 542 amino acids. The transcript has a single exon.
AUGGUUGAACAUCAGGAAGACCGCAAGGACCCCGGCACCGUCGAUGUCCUCCCCGACCGGGACGAGGAGAAGAACAUCGACGGCGAUGAGAUCCUCAAGGGUGCUGAGCAGGCCAACGAGGCCGAGCACAAGCUUGGCUUCCUCCAGGGUCUCAAGAAAUACCCCAAGGCCUGCGCCUUCUCCUUCCUCUUCUCAUCUGCCUUGAUCAUGGAGGGUUUCGACAAGGCCUUCAUCACCGCCUUCUUCGCCUUCCCCGCCUUCCAGAAGCGAUAUGGCGAACUUCAAGACACGGGCGAUUACCAGGUGCCUGCCAACCUCCAGGCCGCCAUCGGAAACUGCGUCAACGCCGGUCAGAUCAUUGGUCUUUUGCUCAACGGUCUUCUGGCUGAUUGGUUCGGUUACCGAAUCGUCAUGUUUGGCUGUCUCUUCUUGAUGAUGUGCUUCAUCUUCCUUCAGUUCUUUGCCAGCAGCAUCUACAUGUACCUCGGCGCUGGUCUCCUCCUCGGUGUCCCAUGGGGUGUCUUCCAGACCCUCACCACAACUUAUGCCGCCGAGGUGACCCCCAACGUCCUGCGACCUUACCUCACCAUGUUGGUGUCCAUGUGCUGGAGUAUCGGCUACCUCAUCGGCACCGGAACCCUCCGAGGCUUCCUCUCCAUGGAGGGUCAGUGGGCUUAUAGAAUCCCCUUUGCCAUGCAGUGGAUUCUUCCCAUCCCUCUGGCGAUCGGCAUCUACUUUGCGCCCGAAUCUCCAUGGUGGCUCGUUCGAAAGGGCCGACACGAUGAUGCUGAAAAGUCCCUGCGAAGGCUUCAAUCCAAGGACGGCACCGAGGAGGAAAUUGCCAACUCCAUGUCCCUGAUCAAGUACACCAUCCAGAUUGAGAACGAGCACCGAAGCUCCAGCACAUACAAGGAUCUCUUCCGCAAGAAGAACCUCCGACGCACAGAGAUCACGGUUUUCACAUACGUCGUCCAGGAACUCUGCGUCCCGCUUGUCUCGUAUGUCGUCUACUUCCUGCAGCAAGCUGGUGUUCCCACCUCUGCCUCGUUCAACUUCGGUAUUGGACAGUACGCCAUGGCCAUCGUCGGUGUCAUGAUUGCCUUCUUGGUCACUCCCAAGGUUGGCCGAAGGACCCUGAUUCUCUGUGGAACAACCUUCAUGGCCUCGACGUCCAUCCUCAUCGGUUUCCUGGGUAUUCCAGACACGCUUAAGCAUACCAGGUUUGCCUACGCCAUUGGCAGUAUCCUCCUAAUCGAGUACUUUGUCUUCUUCAUCACCUGCGGUCCCGUCAUCUACACCGUCGUCACCGAGAUUCCCUCUAGCUACCUUCGAAUCAAGAGUGUCGCCAUCGCCCGAGCCGCCUACAACGUCAACGUGCUCAUCUAUGGCCAGCUAGUUCCCCGCAUGGUCCAACGUGCCGCCUGGAACUGGGGAGCCAAGUCUGGUUUUUUCUACGGUGGAAUCAUGUGCAUUGGUCUUACCUGGGUCUUCUUCCGUCUUCCCGAGACCAAGGACCGCACUUUUGCUGAGAUUGAUAUUCUGUUUGAGCAAAAGGUCUCCGCCAGGGACUUCCGAAAGGCCAAGGUCGACUUGACGACCAAGACUGUGACUAUCGACGAGACAAAGUAA